Molecule: messenger RNA, 6968 nt
Organism: Bactrocera dorsalis (oriental fruit fly)
Lineage: Eukaryota; Metazoa; Arthropoda; Insecta; Diptera; Tephritidae
Exons: 12
Coding region: 370-6870 (2166 amino acids)
Biological process (GO): DNA repair; fatty acid beta-oxidation; RNA (guanine-N7)-methylation
Molecular function (GO): DNA binding; protein binding; acetyl-CoA C-acetyltransferase activity
Source: RefSeq, a predicted model, not a curated record
AAUGGUUUGAGAUUAAUGUGCAGGUUUAUUCAAUAAUUUUUUGGUUCCAUAAUUAAUUGUUUACGUAUGGUAGUUGUGAGAAAAUUAUUAAUCACUUUAGUGAAUUCAAAUUUCUAUGUUUCUAUAUAAAGUAUGGAUGCUAUGUCAUCCUGUUUUAACGUCAGUAAAACAAAAUUCAAGGAUAUCGGAAAGAAGUAGGGUGCCGAAAACAUAUGGUAGCACAAUUUAUAUGUUAGUAAAGAUAUAUUCCGCGCGCAGUUGGCGAAAAUAUCUUUGUUAAUUCCUUCUAUAUCGCUUUUCUUGUUUGUGAGUUAAAAAUUCUUGUUUGAUAUGAUUUGUGCAGUUAACUUUUUAAGUUAAAUAUUGAAAAUGUCGAACGAUCCAGAUUUUUUAAUGGCGCUUGAAAUGCAAAAGCGAUGGAAUGCCGAAUCAAGCACAGAUUUGAAUAGUAGCGAUGGCAGCGAACCGGAGAUUGUCAACUUCAGUAUGCCACCGCCUUCCAAGAAACCUUUACGUAUAAAGCGUAGCAAUCCGACAUCAAACCAAGACGAAGAUUACUUAAAUCGUACGCAAAAUCUUGUACACCCUCAGUGGGAAACGCUGGAUCCUACACCAGAUAUAUUCGCACUGUUUGGCGCUUUUGAUGAUAAAUUUUUUCAAAGUCGCUUGAAAUGUGUGACCCUGGAAUGGAGUAAGCGCAUGUAUAGCUGUGCUGGAAUAUGUUAUUCGCGGCGCAAUCGUUUCGGUAUGGAUAUCACUAUCCGCUUAAGUGAACCUCUGCUCAAGUUAAGACCACGCAAAGACUUGGUUGAGACUAUGUUGCACGAAAUGAUACAUGCAUACUGUUUUGUUUUGAAUAUACGGGAAGGGAACGGCGGUCACGGUCCAAAUUUUAAAAAGAUCAUGUAUGCAAUAAAUAAAGUGGCUGGUACCAACAUAACAGUAUACCAUACAUUCCAUGAUGAAGUAGAUGUUUACAAACAACACUGGUGGCGUUGUAAUGGAAGUUGCCAAAAUCGCGCCCCAUUUUUCGGUUAUGUGAAACGUACUUGUAAUCGAGCUCCUGGUCCCAAUGAUCAGUGGUGGGCAGCUCAUCAGGAGUCUUGUGGUGGCACUUUUAUGAAAAUUAAAGGCCCGGAUAAACCAAAGAAGCAAAACGCCUCAAAAGAACCAAAGCAACCGCAAGGAAAAGAUUUGCGGACGUUCUUCCCUUCUACAAACAAACAGAUAAGCUCUACACCAAAACUGUCGGACGCUAAUAAUGUGAAAGGUUUUAAUAAUGGAACUUCUGGUUUUGGUGGGGUUAAAGGCCCUAUCAAAACAAACGGCGGCGGUACCCUUCUUCUGAACCCUAAGACAAAGGCACCAGUUACGAAACCAAUUGAUCGCCAAACAUCUAUAACCUCCGCUUUUCCACCGUCCUCUUAUCCAGGUCUAUCGAGUGAUCCGUUUAAUACAAACACAAUUUCUGGGUCUAAUAAAACGCCAAUUCGGCAUACGUCAGCAGGUGGUAACUUACGAAACGUUAUUGGCUUUGCGAAUCUAAAUGGUAGUCCUGGCGCCCCUAGUGGUGCCGCUGGCCGCGUUAAUGCGAGUAGCAGUUCAAAUGCCGCUUUCAGUGGUAGUGGUUGCCAAGUGGGAGCCACAAGUCAUUCGAGCGCUAGCUCCAAAAAUAAUUCAAGUGGGGAUGUGGAUCGUAAUCAUCUACGUGAGUUGUGGUUAAAGCGUUUCGAUAAAAAUAAAACAAAUAGAAGUUCAGAUACCACGAUAGAAAACAAUAAGAAAAAUUCUCGUUUCCUUGAAAGCGAUGCAGAAGCGCCAGCAGGUGAUGGAAAACGUAGACGCCUGUCUAACGAUGGUUUGCAAACAGUUGACACAUCAAAGAAACCUAAAACUGAGGAUUGGCUAGUUUUAGACGAUGAUAUAAUGUUAAGAGAUACGCCUACGGAGACUAUUGCCAUUCUCUCGGAUGAUGAAAGUGAGUCCGAUGACAACGAAAACGGUUUUGCGGUUGAACUGCCGAAGCGGUCCACCCCACUAACGGCAGAUGAACGACAUAAAGUUAUUAAAGAGGAGAUUCUUGAAGACACUGAUGAUUUGUUGGAUGAGGAUAUCAUCCUUAUUGAUGAUGAGUAUGAUGAUAAUGCUCAGGACGACAAUAAUGAGAUGGCUAAUAUAUCAGCUGCUGCGGAAUUAGCAGACACUUCUGUGAUAGAUGAAUUCUUUGGCGACGAUACAAUGUUGAAGGAUUUCAACAGAGAAAAUGACGUCAAACCUUCUGGGUCUUAUCAUUUUCCCAACCCUAACGAUGACAUCAUUACCUGCCCAAUUUGUCAAGGUAAAAUGAAACGCUGUUUAUUCGCUGACCAUAUGGACGGUUGUACUGGCAUAGCGAUUAAAAUUGUUGCACCCAAGCAUUUCCUGAAAAAGGUAGCAUCUACAUCACGACCAUUAAACCCAACGCGCACACCACGCCCUUCACGCAAAGAUAUUCUUCGAAAAGCAGGUUAUUCCGAACAAGAUUUGAUUAACCUUACUUCGACAAGCGAUGAUGAAUUUUCCAGUAGCAGCAAUAAUAUCGAUCAAAGUUCACCGGACAGGCCAGAGACCAAUUCCACAAACGCUGGCUGGAGUCCAGAGGACAUGGACACGAGGUUAUAUCGUCAAAGAAAUAUUCUAAAAAGUACAAUUCAGUGUCCUAAUUGUGGAAAAGAAGUUGAACAAGAGACUAUCAACGAUCACCUUGACGAUUGUCUCUCUCCCUACGCCGGCCAUUGGACCACCAAAAUAGAAAUACCCAAAGAUUUGACUAAAGUCGGUCUGAAAGCCCCAAAAGGUAUUGCUGAUGCUGACGGCGAGGGUGGCAGUGAACAAUCUAAAGAGACGAAAAAAACAAAAGAAGUGAAACCAGAAUUGCCUAGCAUUCUUCAUGUUGAAGUCUCUCCCGAUCAUUGCUUAUGUGCUAUAACUACUGCAGGUCAAAAGGCUGUCUUGCUGUAUCAGUGCCGUCCUGAACACGCUAAACUUGUGUCAGUGAGACCACUGGCACGUGCUUCAAGUGCUCUAACAUUUAGCAAAGACUCUAAAGUGCUUUUGGUGACAGAUAAGUCAGGAGAUUGCUAUAAAUAUGAUUGUGUAAAUUUCGAAGAGGAACCGAAACUCCUACUCGGCCACCUCAGCAUAGUCUACGAUGUAUUAUGGACUCCAGAUUCUAAAUAUAUUAUCACUUGUGAUAGAGAUGACAAAAUCCGUAUAACUAAUUAUCCUGAAACAUAUGAUAUACACGGCUAUUGUCUUGGGCAUAAAGAAUUUGUUUCUGGAGUAGCAUUUUUGAGUGAGGAUACAAUUGUUUCCAUAUCCGGAGACAAAACUUUACGUAUUUGGAACUUCAUCAGUGGCAAAGAAAAGUCCAAGAUUGAUCUGCCAGCACCUGCUUUAAGGCUUUGCUUGCGUCCGAAGAGUGAAAAUAAAUUUGAAGCCGCUGUAUUAUUAUAUCAACCGGAUGAAAGUGUUGGUAUUUACGAAAUUACUAACAGCGGCGAGGGUCAAUGGCUUAUAGAGGAGCUCACAAAACUUAAUUAUCCGGAUGUGAUUAUAAGCAAUAUUUGUUUCGUAAAUGAAAGGCUUUAUGCUACUGGUAUUGUUGAUGAAUGUUUUAGCUUGAAAAUAUCGAACAUUGCGGAUAGUCAGCAAAUAAUAUCAACUGACUGGAUUGAUAUGAUAGAAGAGCGGUUUAGGUCGGAAGUGUGGAAGCCUGAAGAUGUGUCGGCAUGGUUUAAGAAGCGAUAUGACAAUCAAACUACCGAAAUGGCCACAUUCCUGCAAGCUGCGCGUUCGCUUUGCGCUCAAUCACGUAAAUUUAGUUCGAAAAUACAUGAAGUGGUCAUUGUAUCCGCCACCCGUACACCAAUUGGUAGCUUUCAAAGCCAAUUGGCACCUUUGUCGGCGACCCAACUAGGAGCUGUAGCAGUUGAGGCUGCAGUCCAGCGCUCCGGUAUCAGCAAGGACCAGGUAGAUGAAGUUAUUAUGGGUAAUGUAGUAUCUGCCGGCUUGGGCCAAGCACCCGCACGCCAGGCAGCGAUCUUCGCCGGCUUGCCUAAAAACGUGUGUUGCACAACAGUAAACAAAGUGUGCUCAUCUGGUAUGAAAGCAGUAAUGUUGGGGGCACAGUCGCUGAUGCUCGGCCAAGCAGAAAUUGUGGUUGCCGGAGGAAUGGAGUCCAUGUCAAAUGUACCAUAUUACAUGAAACGUGGCGCUACUCCCUACGGCGGCAUCCAGCUCAUCGAUGGUAUCGUCUUUGAUGGUCUGACUGAUGUCUACAACAAAUUUCACAUGGGCAACUGCGCAGAAAAUACAGCCAAGAAAAUGGGUAUAAGCCGUCAAGAACAGGAUGAGUUUGCUAUACAAUCCUACAAGCGCUCAGCAAAAGCAUGGAGCGACAAAGUAUUUGAUGCUGAAAUCGCACCAGUAAAAAUACAGUUAAAACGCAAACCGGAAGUGACCAUCACCGAAGAUGAGGAAUUCAAACGCGUCAAUUUCGACAAAUUUGGCCAACUAUCUACCGUAUUCCAAAAGGAGAAUGGUACUGUUACAGCCGGAAACGCCUCCACCCUAAAUGACGGUGGUGCUGCCACAGUGCUAAUGACUGCUGAAGCGGCCGAACGCCUGAAACUGAAACCAAUUGCACGUAUAGUAGCCUUCCAAGAUGCCGAAACAGAUCCAAUCGAUUUUCCCAUUGCACCCGCCUUCGCCGUGCCAAAGUUGUUGCAACGUGCCGGCAUAAACAAGCAAGAUGUUGCCAUGUGGGAAAUCAACGAAGCUUUCUCGCUGGUAGUUUUGGCUAAUAUAAAGAAACUCGACAUCGACCCGGCCAAAGUGAAUAUACAUGGCGGUGCUGUGUCCAUAGGCCAUCCAAUCGGCAUGUCAGGUGCCCGUUUAGUAAAUCGCGCAGUUAGAGACUCGGUAAAUGAAAUUUUAUGUUUAAUUGUAACUGAUAUGUGGUCGACGAUAGUGCGUGUCACAAUUUCUGUCUGCCUGUUGCCGCUUUGCUGUGUGCAGGCUAAUGGGGCAGCCAACGUACUAACCACAAGCAGGCAGAACUCUCAUAUGUUCGGUGCAAUUCUGCAUUACCAAGCGAACUUCUUCAGGAAACAUACGAAGAGUUAUUCGAUCUCGAUGCGCACAAGAGAUGACGGAGCUGUUGAUUAUUUCAUAGACUUGUUGACGUCGGUCUUAAUGACCGCAAAGGAAAUGAAGGUGGAGAUCAAUGUACAUGCGGGUUUGCCGACGCCGAAGAAUUUCGACUUAUACAACAUAUUAUUGAUCGACUCGUACGAAGCGCUGUCUGACAUGGACCCAGGGUUUCACGCCCAGCGCAAUGAUUUCAGCGAAUUCUAUUUGAUGAUUUUGCCUCCGGUAACUAAUCGUUCUCAUCUAAUGUCGGAAUUAUCAGAGAUUUUCGAUUAUUGUUGGCGUCACUAUAUUUUAAAUGUCGACGUGCUGGUGGAAGUUAACGGCACCGGUAUAGAGCUUUAUACGUACUUUCCGUUUUCGCGCGAGCGAUGCAAGAGCACUCUACCGAUUCAAUUGAAUCGUGGUAAAUCCGUUACUGAGAUGAGCAGCUCAGCACUGUUCCCUGAUAAGGUGCGAAACUUUUACGGCUGCUCCAUAAUGGCAAUUCUGUGGAAUGUGCCCCCUUAUGUAACGCUGCCCGAUCCCGAGCAAGGUCAGUUGCAGUAUGGUGGUAUGGAAGGCGAACUUUUAAAUCUUUUGAUUGCCAAAUUAAAUUUUGAUGUGAAUUAUACGACACCGCCUCGUAACGAACAACGUGGAUUGGUGAUGUCCAACGGAACCUUGACGGGGGCUAUUAAAAUGUUGAGUGAAAAAUCGGGCGACCUAAGUUUGGGUUGCUUUCGAAGUACACUGGAACGUUCAACGGUGCUCACCUCGUCGUUGGCGUUUUAUCAAACCAAUCAAGUACUCGCCGUAUUAGCGAAGCAAAAACCUUGGUCCACGUACGAAAUCUUAACGUAUCCCUUCAAUAUUUACGUCUGGAGUUCCUUACUGAUCUUCUAUCUGCUGCCGAUAUUCCUAGCUUUUGUAUUACAUCGUUUAAGCCUGCGCCUCUUAUACUUUAUCUUCGGCAUACUGCAUAUCAGGGAAAUGAUUUUCAUGUGGACGGGUAUUCUGCUGGCUCAAAUAGCAAUACCCGAACCGUCGUCAAAUUUUGCGCGCUAUAUAUUCGUCAUGUGGCUACUACUCACCUCAGUGUUGCGGUCUUCCUAUCAAGCUCUACUCUAUGACUUUUUCAGUACGCAAAAACUCAUCUCGGCACCUGCGACCCUGGACCAACUGAUUCACCGUGGAUACAAGUUGGUUGUGACAGCGUCCACCGCCGACUCUAUGUCCAAAAUUAAGGCAGUGGAAAGUCGAGAGAUUGAACUAUUGAUGAUGAAUAUUAGCGAUACCGACGUGUACACUGUUUUGGAGGAUAAUCCAGAGAAAAAUUUAGCAGCAACCACGCCCAGUGACUUUCUCAGAUACUAUAUGAUCAGUGAACAGAAAAACGGCAAAUUCAUUAUAUUGAACGAGGAUAUCUACCUACAUCAUAUAUCCGUCUACUUUACGAAACACUCCUACUUGGCAAUGCCGGUGAAUAAAAUACUGCGAAAUUUGCGUGCGAGCGGCAUAAUCAACCACUGGUCACGGCUGUUUGUUGGGGAAAUUCAUGCGAAUAAAGGGGGACCAGAUUUACACAAGCCGUCCUUGACACUAAAACAGCUCUACGGUAUAUUUGAGAUCCAAUGUUAUAUGUGGGUCAUUGCAUUGGCGGUAUUCUUUGUCGAGUAUGUGAGGGGAAAUGCCGAGUAAAUUCCGAGGAAAUUCUUACUAAUAUUAUAACUGUAUACUUAUGUCCAAAGAAUAAUGAUCCAAAUAUAUCAGAAGCAGAUAGGAGUCCUGUCAAAAUA